UUCUUGAUUAUAUUCAGCAAUUAGACAGUAAAACACAGCAUUAGACUGUUUAGGGUCCUGUCCAUGCCAUCCAGUGUGACAUUGUGAAAAAAUCGUGUACUUUUUUUUAAUUGUUUGUUUUUUUCAUACAUGUGCAACAACAUCUGUUAAUAAAAAUGUUCGCAAAAUUCCUAACCAUUGCGGUAACGCUGACCGUCGCGUGCGCAGCAGAGAUCAAACUACCCGACCAGAAGAACAGUACCGACGGGAACUUCAAGGCUUUCACUGAUGUCGACCCAAAUGACCUUAGCUGUGACCCUGCUGGACAGGUCUUUUUACUCCUGCCCCACUUCACGGAUUGCUCGAAGUUCUUCAUGUGCGCUCACGGUGAGGAGGUGGAGUUCAGCUGCUCUGGAGGACUGAUCUUCGACUUCCAGUUGCAGACAUGCAACUGGCCAUGGGCUACUACUUGCCAGCUGAGGACUCCUAAGGAAGAGGAGGAAGGUUCAGGAGACGAGGCUGACAGUCUUAUUGGCAUCUUCACUGAUGAACUUGAACAGCAACCCGUUGACAUGGUAGCAAGCGUGCGUCCCAUCUCGCCGAUGCUGGGCAGGUACAACGGCAUCAUUAACUGCAACAGAGCUGAUGCUGCUGCCACGCAGGUGCCUUACAAGGGUGACUGCCAAAGAUACUGGAGGUGUGUGGCUGGAGUUCCUCAAGUCGCAUUCUGUUCUGAUGGCCUAUUCUUCAACUCUGCAACUCAGCAAUGUGACUUCGAAGCUAACUCCAAGUGCGUUCUCCAACAGGAAGACGAACUACAAAGCGAAUUCAUAAAAUACGAACAGUAAUUGAAUCUGCAGACUUUGACGACUUCGUGAUGAGUAGAAGUUGGUAUGCUGAGUUGUGUUUUUGUCACUUUCUCUGCUGUGAUUUGAUGGGUAGAAAGUGAUAGAAAUAUGGCUGAGUAGAAUUGUUUGGUGAUUUCUAUUUAUUUCGGAAAGAGAGUGUAACGCAAAUACAAGGUUAGAGUGAGAUUACUUUCCCAAAAGUUUCUCAAGUAUUUUUAUACAAUAUUUUGAAACGAACAUUAAUGUGCAUAUCUGUCAUUUCCAAAUUCGACAUAUUUAUAUUAUAAUUGCAGUCCUCGAGGAAAUUUUAAUAUUAGUCUUAUAUCGUUCCGCUGUAGAACUAAAGCUAAUAAUCAUAAAUUUUCUGAUUCAAAGUAUGGUUUCACUCGCUCUAAAGCUUGUCUUAUUUAUAUCUGAAAUAACUGAAUAACUUUGCAACUCUGCAUCGAGUAUUAUUAGAAAUAAAUGUAUGUCUCUACCAGACCUCGGGACUACAGAGUCCCGGAUUUUUGGGAGUAUUAUUAAAAGUGUGUGUCAAUCUGCAGAGUGCAGAGUAAUUGCUGUAUAUACUGUGUGUGUAAAUAAUAAAUUGUGAUAACUCUGCAACUCUGAUUAUUAUGUUAUUUAAUUUUUAUACCACUAUGUUAUGUUUAAGUAUAUUAUUGUAUAUUGACUAUUCUCCGUCUGUAUAAAAAAAUAUUAUUAAAUUAAAAAAAAUAAUAAUAAAAAAAUAUUAAUUUCAAAUCAUUGUUUUGCUUUAUUCAUGCCAAAAAUAAUAAUUGACCUUUUAAUACUACAAACCGUCAGAGUGCAGAGUUUUAAAAUUAUUUAUUUCUGAGAUAAUAAUCCAGUUAUUUAUAUCAUGAUAAUAAUCACAAAUAAAACACAAAAAUAUUUAGAAAA
Helicoverpa zea (corn earworm) is the source of this 1730-nucleotide messenger RNA. RefSeq lists its product as uncharacterized. NCBI's taxonomy places the organism in Eukaryota, Metazoa, Arthropoda, Insecta, Lepidoptera, Noctuidae. The transcript has 6 exons. The record is from RefSeq and is a predicted model, not a curated record. Gene Ontology annotation, molecular function: chitin binding. The coding region runs from base 156 to 827 and encodes 223 amino acids. Gene Ontology annotation, cellular component: extracellular region.